AUGGAGGGCUUACUGGCAAUGGAAUUCAGAGACAUCAAGAUUCAAACAGGAGUGAUAAACAGACUUAUUAAAGAAAAAGCUUGCUACGAAAAAGAAACCAUGGAGCAGAAAGCGAAAGUAGAAAAGAUGACGACCGACGGCGUUGAUGAAUACGUUAUCAAAAAGCAGAAAGAAAUAGUCGUUGAGAACGAAAGUAUGAUCGCUCUUUCCAUUCGUCGCCUUGACGAAGCUGUAAAGAAGAUGCAACAAGCCAUGGAAGGGGUUGACAAAACCAGUGAAAAUGAAAUCAUCCAGAAGGCCGUCGCCUCACUGAAAGAAGCUGAAAAGGUUAUUGCGAUGGGCUGA
Molecule: messenger RNA, 345 nt
Organism: Soboliphyme baturini
Lineage: Eukaryota; Metazoa; Nematoda; Enoplea; Dioctophymatida; Soboliphymatidae
Source: the annotation of a GenBank genome assembly